This is a messenger RNA of Hipposideros armiger (great roundleaf bat), 7021 nucleotides long. It is a transcript of the gene DNAAF9, whose product is annotated as dynein axonemal assembly factor 9. The record is from RefSeq and is a predicted model, not a curated record. The transcript has 36 exons. Lineage: Eukaryota; Metazoa; Chordata; Mammalia; Chiroptera; Hipposideridae. Bases 303 to 3683 code for a protein of 1126 amino acids.
GCUGCACGAUAGCCGUCGCCCUGAGGGUCCGCACUAACAGCGUCCCGCCUAGCCGCCACGCAGCUUCAGGAGGGCGCGGCCCUGCGUCCGUUGCCCCACCCCACAUCCCAGCCAGUCACGACGCCCCCAUCCUAGCUCUUUGCGCGCGUCCGACUCCGCCCCUGCCCCCGACGUGCCCCCGCGCGCCGCGCCCCCCGCCCACCCAACCCUCCCGGCCACCCCGCCCGGCUGCAGUGGCCCUGUAUCCGCCCUACGGGCCUGUGCGACCCUUGCAGCGGCACGGUUCUCCGCCGCCCGCCGCCAUGGAUGUGCUCGCCCCGCACCGCCUGGGGCUGCCCCGCGCGCGGUCCCCCAGCGGCCUCGGCCGCGGGUCGCCCUCCGUCAGCUGUAGCCGACUCCGCCAGGUUCAAAGCAUCCUGACCCAGAGCAGCAAGUCUCGACCAGACGGGAUCCUCUGCAUCCUAGGAAUCGAUAGUAGGUACAAUGAAGGAUGCAGAGAGCUGGCAAAUUACCUUCUGUUUGGUUUGUACAAUCAGAAUACCAGUGAUUUUGAGAAAACGGGGUUUUCUGAAGAAGUUCUAGAUGAUGUAAUUAUAUUGAUUAAAUCAGAUAGUGUCCACCUGUACUGUAAUCCUAUAAACUAUCGCUAUCUCUUACCCUAUGUGGCACAUUGGAGAAAUCUACAUUUCCACUGCAUGACUGAAAAUGAGUAUGAAGAUGAGGAAGCUGCAGAAGAAUUUAAAAUUGCUAGCUUUGUGGACAUGGUUCGAGACUGUAGUAAAAUUGGCAUUCCUUACAGCUCCCAAGGUCACUUGCAGAUAUUUGAUAUGUUUGUAGUGGAAAAAUGGCCAAUUGUACAGGCUUUUGCACUUGAGGGCAUUGGAGGGGAUGGAUUUUUUACCAUGAAAUACGAGUUGCAGGAUGUGAGUUUGAAUCUAUGGAAUGUCUACAGCAAGAUGGAUCCUAUGUCUCUGGAGAGUUUGCUUUCAGAAGAUUUGGUGGCUUUUGAACAUCAAUGGACUAGCUUCUUCGCUAAUUUUGACACAGAAAUUCCUUUCCUGCUGGAACUUUCAGAAUCUCAGGCGGGUGAGCCAUUCAGAAGCUAUUUCAGUCAUGGAAUGAUCUCCAGCCAUAUAACUGAAAACAGCCCUUCUCGGCAGCCAUUUGUUCUCUUUGGUAAUCACUCCACACGAGAAAACCUGAAUGCUGGCAGCUUUAACUUCCCCUCUGAAGGGCACCUGGUACGCAACACUGGUCCCAGUGGGAGCUUUGCCAAGCACAUGGUAGUACAGUGUGUCUCACCAAAGGGACCCCUUGCUUGUUCGAGAACAUACUUUUUUGGAGCUACUUACAUUCCUUACUUGGGUGAUGACAACAAGCUGCCCAAAAAAACUGAACAAAUUAGGCUCUUGUCCCAGGUAUAUGCUGCUGUUAUUGAGGCUGUUUUGGCUGGUAUUGCAUGUUAUGCUAAAACUUCCAGUCUAACAAAGGCCAAGGAGGUAGCUGAGCAGAUCCUGGGAUCUGGGUUAGAUGCCUUUGAGUUACUGCAGUUUAAGGCAGCCGUACGCUCCAAGAUGGCUUUUCAUAUACAUGCUGUGAAUAAUCAGGGAAGAAUCGUGCCUCUGGACAGUGAAGAUAGCUUAUACUUUGUGAAGACGGCUUGUAUGACUGUCUAUGACAUUCCUGACUUGCUGGGAGGAAGGGGGUGCUUAGGAUCUGUGGUGUUCUCAGAAUCAUUUUUAACAUCGCAGAUCUUGGUUAAAGAAAAAGAUGGCACUGUUACCACAGAAACCAGCUCCAUAGUCCUGACAGCCGCCAUACCCAGAUUCUGCUCCUGGCUGGUAGAAGAUAAUGAAGUAAAAUUGCCUGAGAAAACCAAGCAAGGAGUGAAAGAGGAUGAAUGUUUCCUGGGCACUUUUCUAACAGGAGGAGAAGGGGCAUACCUUUUCUCCAGCAAUCCACAGUGCUGUCCUGAGGAAGGGAAAGUAUAUUUCUUCUCUAGUGGCCUUCUGUUUUCUCACCGUCAUCAUGGAAGUAUCAUCAUUUCGAAGGACCACGUGAAUUCCAUUUCGUUCUAUGAUGGGGAUUCCACCAGUAUUGUUGCUGCCCUUCUGAUAGACUUCAGAAGCUCAUUACUUCCUCAUCUCCCAGUUCAUAUCCAUGGAUCGAGCAACUUUCUGAUGAUUGCCCUUUUUCCCAAAUCAAAGAUACACCAAGCAUUUUACUCAGAGGUCUUCUCCCUCUGGCAACAGCAGGCUAACUCAGGGCUGUCUUUCAAAGUGAUCCAGGAAGAUGGAUUAUCUGUGGAACAAAAGAGAUUACACUCCAGCGCACAGAAGCUCCUCAAUGUCCUGAGCCAUUCUGCCGGGGAGAAACGGAGUCCUCUAAAGCUACUCGCAGCCAAACUCCCAGAUCUGGACUGGUUUCUCCAGCAUUUUGCUGUCAGCAGCGUUAGUCGGGAGCCUGUGAUGAGGACCCAUCUCCCUGUCCUGCUGCAGCAAGCUGACAUCAACCCUCCUCAACAAGUAGAAAAUGACAAGGUCAUUAUCAGCAUUGUAACUGGCCUCCCGGGCUGUCAUGCUAGCGAGCUCUGUGCUUUUCUGGUCACUCUGCAUAAGGAAUAUGGCAGGUGGAUGGUGUACCGCCAAAUCAUGGAUAGCUCCAAAUGUUUUCAUGCUGCCCAUUUCCAGAAGUACCUUUCCAGUGCCCUGGAGGCCCAACGCAACUGCUCUGCCCGCCAGUCAGCCUACAUCCGCAAGAAGGCCAGACUGCUGGUGGUAUUACAAGGUUACACAGAUGUUAUUGAUGUUGUCCAGGCCCUGCAAACCCAUCCAGAUUCAAAUGUCAAGUCCUCCUUCACCAUUGGGGCCAUCACAGUGUGCGUGGAGCCCCUGAGCUGCUACAUGGAGCACAGAUUUCUCUUUCCUAAAUGUCUUGACCAGUGUUCACAAGCUACUGACCUUUUUGUUGCCCACGCCCCUGGGCCUGGGCCUGGGCCUGAGACUCCUGCCAUCUGCACCCGGUAUGAAGGUAAAUUUGAUGCUGGAUCAGUGUUUCCACUAAUGGUUCAGAUCUGCGUAUGGUUUGGUCGUCCCUUGGAGAAGACUCGCUUUGUGGCCAAGUGUAAAGCAAUUCAGUCCUCCAUCAAGCCAAGUCCCUUCUCUGGAAACAUCUACCACAUCCUCGGCAAAGUGAAGUUUUCAGACUCUGAGAGGAUCAUGGAGGUCUGCCACAACACUCUGGCCAAUUCCUUGAGCAUCAUGCCGGUUUUGGAGGUACCCACACCACCACCCAACUCCCGAGGUACACCUCAAGACAGCAGCGGGCAGCAGGAGUGCUACCUCGUGUUCAUCGGCUGCUCCCUGAAGGAAGAAAGCAUCAAGGACUGGCUGCGGCAGUCAGCUAAGCAGAAGCCUCAGAGGAAAGCCCUGAAGACCAGGGGGAUGCUGACCCAGCAGGAGAUCAGGAACAUUCACGUGAAACGUCACCUGGACCCCCUGCCUGCAGGCUACUUUUAUAAUGGCACCCAGUUUGUGAACUUCUUUGGUGACAAGACUGAUUUUCACCCACUCAUGGACCAGUUCAUGAAUGACUACGUGGAAGAAGCCAACCGGGAAAUCGAGAAGUAUAACCGCGAGCUGGAGCAGCAGGAGUAUCACGACCUCUUUGAGCAGAAGCCUUAGAGGAAGGCUGCAGAAUAGCUCCUCUGGGGAUGGACAAAACGGGGUGUCUUAACCUCACUUCUCCCGGAGGUCCCUCCCUGCAGGGGCUUUGUUCCCCUUGGCCUUUGUGUGCUGGCUUGAGUGCAUGUUGUCUUUAUUCUUUCUGCAGUGCUGAAGAGCAUCACCUGCACCACUAUAAUUGGGGGGUUGGGGGGUCCUCAUGGAGGAUGAGCAGACAGGAACUGUCCUGUGUGUGCGGCUGGCAGUCCAGGACCUCUGGGUCUCUGAUAAUAGCAUCUUCUUUAGUGCUGUUGAAGCACUGUGAGGGUGGGGAGGAGCAUUUGAAUUAAAUAGAGGAGCUGCUGGGAUGCAGAAAGAACCCUGGCUGCCCUAACUGGCUGCUGUAGGCCUCAGGCCUCAAGACACUGCCCCAGAAGAGCCUUAUCCCCCAGUGCCUGCCUCCCUGGUCAGGCCCCUUCCAUUGAAGGAGCUGGCCCUGUGGCCCUGCUGGCCCUGGGCCCAGUCUUAGGGGGAGCACCACAAGCCCUGCCCAAGCCCAACCCACAGCCAGCUGCUUGGGCUGAAACCAACAGUUUGUUCUAAAAUGAGGGGAUUUCCCUUACAGACUAAACUGAGGGAAAGGCAUGUUGCCUUCCAGAAGCAUGUGGCUUUUGAAUUGACACAAGCAGUCCCCCUUGGGAUUGGCUUUGAGCUCCCCUCAAGGCAUCACUCCAGUUUCCCUAAUUCAGGGGCCAGAGCAAACCUGCUGCUCAAGCCUCCCUGGCAGGGCUUUGCCUCACUGUUGAGGGGAGCAUCCUGCAGCAUCUUAGUUUUAGUUCCUGAUCACUGUGAGGCAUCCUCGAAGCGGGUUGUCUCCAGCACUCAGCCCUCCCCGCAGCCUUGCCAGGGAAGGCCUGGUUUUCAGCCUCAAACUUCAGGAAACUCAUGCCCCCAAAUAUUGUUGCUGACCCUGGAAUUGUUUGACUCCUGAGGACCAGGAAUUUCAAAGAUUUCCAAUAUCCAAAUUAGAGUCCCUUCCAGUGGCUUUGUUUCCAGCUGAACCAUAAAACACAGGGGAAUUCUCAGUAGUCCCAUGCAUGACCUCCAGGAUUAGUGUGGGAGAAGGGGAGGUCAGAGGCACUGAUAUUUAGGUGAUGUCUGUUAGGGCUUCAGCACCUCAUCUGCCUAGAUUAUAAAUGCUUUCUGAAUUUCACUGUUUUUUGUUUGUUUGUUUGUUUGUUUGUUUGUUUGUUUGUUUGUUUGUUUGUUUGUUUUGCAUGCCUUAGGAACAAGCACAUAGGCAAAACCAGCAAAUUUUCCAGUAAUGUAGUGGGGGUUUUGAAAAAGGCCCCUGGCGCAGAGGAGAGUCAAGAGAAUGGACGGAGCACAUGUGUCCAUGUGCCUGGUCACACAGAGGCCUGCAUGCAAGCAGUAAGGCAGUCGUUACAGGCUAGUCGGUAACACAUAUUUGUGUUAGAAAAAACAAUUUGUAUUUGAAGCCAAACGAACAAAACUCCAAAUACCACUGAAUUAGAAAUCUUGCAUGAAGGAAAGCUUCUGAAAAGGCCCAUGUGCUCUAGUCACAGCUCCCAAAGCUGCUGGUGACAAGGGCCCAUGUGUGGAGCCCAAGUCUGGGAGCCCCUGACUUCUGGCUGGCCAGAGGUUGGAGUCACAAUGGGCCUAUCUCUGCUCCAGAAUCAAUAACAUAGGUCUUAAGUGCAAUUGAUUAAAUAAGCAAUGAGUUACUGUAGCUUCUUUUAGCUCUGCCGAGCUCUUUUUAAAAACUCAAACUUGAGCAGCCUUAGAAAAAUGAGGGGGGGCGGUGGGGUGGGGACCAUGGUCAUUUCCUCCAGGUGGGUUGCUGUGAAGUUCUAAAUGAAAGCUCCAGAUCUAGGAGCUCAAGCCAUUUCCUGGCUGCUGCACAAAAGAGUUUUUAAAGAGGGGUCGGAACCCGUCCAUAAUAGCGGGUCUUCCCACUGCGUGGGGCUGUACUUACGUGGUGGUCUUGGUUUCUGACCAUUGUCCAUAGAAAUGCUCUCUCACCAACUUGCCCCAUUGUCCCAAUUCCUCUCCUUGUAGAGGGAAAACUAUGAUUACCUCAACUUGAAUAUGAAACUGUGACUGAAAAAAGUCAAAACAUUAAGAAGUUUAAAAGCCAAAAGGCAAACUCCUUAGACGCUCCUCAGCCUGCUCAGGAGUGUGAAGGGGCACAUAGGUGAAAGGGCAUUCCUUGGGGCGCACUUUGUGUGCCCCUGAUGAAGAGGCACACUAGCGGUGCGCAGUGUGAGCUCUUUGAGGACUGAGGCCAGGAGGGUGCUUCCUCCCAGCCCUGCACUGCCCCUUCCGGAACCUGCGGGGCCUCUGGGUUCUGACUGUGAAGUUUAAUAUCCACUUGAUUCCUCCGGGAAGGUGCUCCAGGUGGAGGGGUGGGGGCUUAGCUGUCUCCAGAGGAAGGGCCCUAACACUGUGUUUUAGAUUUUGACCUUCGUGGAUACCAAGGACCCAGCAAAGACAUCAGGUGUGGGUUCCUAGGGACAGGCAGAAGUCCUCCAGGGGCUUACAUGCUUUUGCCAACUUUCCUGUUAGCAGCUUCAGUUUUAUAUCACCCAGAGUGAGUGUGAUAAUGUUGAAGUCGCUGAAGUUAUGGGUCAUUUUACAUUUUGAUGUGGGAUUUAUUGUUAUUUUUAUUUUAUUGGAAGGAGGAGGCAGAAAUUGGACAAAAGGGAUCACCCUAGGAAGGGACCGCUGGCAAGGAGUCAAGCUGGCUCCUCCAAGCCCUGGGGGCUCUCUGACCCAAGGCCUGGACACUGGGCCCUGCAGGUCACAAGAAAAAGUUCCCUCCUAAAUUCUAUUAGGAUUUUGGAGAAUUUUUGCACAGUAAUAAGCUCUGAGUUGCUCCUUCAGGCUUCUCAAAAGGGAAAAGUUAACUCAAAGAUUGUAAACUAUUAAGUAUUCCAGCCGCGUUGCUGACCUAGAUGGAUAGUUGUACCUCACAAAGUAGGGGAGAAAUGGCUUCCUCAUUGUCCCAGGUUGUCAAAUACUGAUGACAGAAGAAGAGCUCACUUGUGUGCCAAAAUUCACUUUUAUACUAGUUUUUCAGUGCUUUAAUAUUUGUGACUUAAAUUUUAAAACUCAUAUUUACAGACACUACUGUAACUUCAGUGAAACUGAAUUGUGUGAUUGAAGCUUUUUGCUUAUAGUAUUUAUUACACUACUUAAUUCAGUAAAUAUAUAAAAGUAGCCUUCAAUUUAUUUUUAUAUUAUUUUACAUGUUUUUACCUGCAGUUGUGUAUGUGAAUUUACCUUGGUAACUAAGAUGUAAUGCUAAGGACCAAUAAACUAUCACUGAACAAGCAAGA